Oryza sativa Japonica Group (Japanese rice) is the source of this 2745-nucleotide messenger RNA. RefSeq lists its product as uncharacterized. Gene Ontology annotation, biological process: proteasome-mediated ubiquitin-dependent protein catabolic process; ubiquitin recycling. Gene Ontology annotation, molecular function: ubiquitin binding. The record is from RefSeq and is a predicted model, not a curated record. Gene Ontology annotation, cellular component: nucleus; cytoplasm. Lineage: Eukaryota; Viridiplantae; Streptophyta; Magnoliopsida; Poales; Poaceae.
GUCAGUCUCGACUCGUCGGCUCGCCUCCUCCCUUCGCCGUCGCCGAUCUCUCUCUCCGCCUCGCCUCCUCCGCCGCGCGCCGCCCGUACGACGGCGCCGCCGCCUCCAUGGCGCAGUACCACCUCAGCGCGCAGCUACGCGGCCACGAGGAUGACGUUCGUGGCAUUUGUAUCUGUGGGGAUGCUGGGAUUGCAACAUCCUCAAGAGACCGGACAGUGAGAUUCUGGACACAGCACCCAGAAAAGAAGCAUGAAUACGUUCUCUCGAAGACUCUUGUUGGACAUUCCAGUUUUGUGGGACCAUUGGCUUGGAUCCCUCCUUCAGACCGCUUUCCUGAAGGAGGACUUGUUUCUGGUGGAAUGGAUACUCUUGUUUUGCUCUGGGAUUUGCAUAAAGGAGAGGUUGUUGAGACUAUGAAGGGUCACACUUCACAAGUUACUGGACUUGCUGUAGACAACAAUGGCGACAUCAUCUCUUCAUCCAUGGAUUGCACUGUAAGACGGUGGAGAAAUGGCAGUGUAGUAGAGGUUUGGGAAGCUCACAAGGUUGCCGUGCAAACUGUUCUGAUGCUGCCAUCUGGAGAACUAUUUACUGGCUCAAGUGAUUCCACAAUUAAGUUUUGGAAAGGAAGGACAUGUCUACAUACAUUCACAGGACAUGCAGAUACUGUUCGAUGUUUAGCACAAAUGCCAGGGCUCGGGAUCCUCUCUGCCUCACAUGAUGGCACUAUUAAGGUGUGGGCAUUAACUGGCCAGCCCCUGUUGGAGAUGAUUGGACACACUUCUCUUGUGUAUUCUGUGGACGCACAUUCAUCUGGGGUAAUUGUUAGUGGCAGUGAAGAUCGAUCUGCCAAGAUAUGGAAAGAUGGGAUCUGUGUUCAAAGCAUUGAACACCCAGGUUGCAUAUGGGGUGCUAAAUUCUUGGAAAACGGAGAUAUUGUAACUGCAUGCUCUGAUGGAAUCGUGAGGAUAUGGACAACUGACAAUAAUAGGUUUUGCAGUGAUGAGGAGCUUGCAGCUUUUACAGAUCUUAUUUCUCAGUACAUACUUAGUAGAAAGACUGUCGGUGGAUUGAAGUUGUCGGAUCUACCAGGAAUUGAGGCACUGCAAGUUCCAGGAAACUCUGAUGGUCAGACACUGAUUGUUAGAGAAGGGGACAAUGGUGUUGCUUAUUCUUGGAAUUCAAAAGAGCUAAAAUGGGACAAAAUUGGUGAAGUAGUGGAUGGACCUGGGGAUGCUGCAGCUGCACCAGGCCAGUUUCAUGAUGGUGUUCGUUAUGAUUUUGUUUUUAAUGUUGACAUUGGAGAUGGAGAGCCUAUGCGAAAGCUACCCUAUAAUCGAUCAGAUGAUCCGUAUGCAGUUGCGGACAAAUGGCUCCUGAAGGAGAAUCUCCCUUUGACAUAUCGCCAACAAGUGGUAGAAUUUAUACUACAGAAUUCUGGCCAGAAUAAUUUUGUUCCAGAUCCAUCUUUUCGGGACCCCUACACUGGAGCUAAUGCAUAUGUACCUGGGCAAUCAGCGUCUUCAACUGUUAGUGCUCCUAAACCAACUUUCAAGCACAUACCAAAGAAUGGAAUGCUGACAUUUGAGACGGCUCAGUUUGAGGGAAUUCUUAAGAAACUCUCUGAAUUCAAUGCAACACUUUCAUCUAAUUUGGAACAGAAGGAACUAUCUUUGUCUGAGAUCGAGUUGUCCAGAUUAGCUGCCAUAGCAAAAGUAUUGAAAGAAACAUCAUUUUAUCAUACAAGUAAGCUUGCAGAUGCUGACAUGACCUUGCUGCUGAAAAUGUUGAAGUCUUGGCCUACACAAAUGAUGUUUCCAGUUAUUGAUUUUCUGAGGAUGUUUGUGUUGCAUCCUGAUGGAGCCACUCUACUUCUCAAGGCUAUUGAAAGUGGAAAUGAUGUACUUGCCGAGACUUUCCAUAAGGUUGUAACGCCACCUGUGCAGCCACCAAAUGUGCUUACAACCCUUAAAGCAGUUACUAACUUAUUUGACAAGCCAUGCUUGCACCAAUGGUUGAGAAUCCAUGGCAUGGAGAUUAUUGAUUCAGUAUCAAGCUGUAAGACAACUUUUAGCAAGAAUGCUCACCUGGCAUAUUCCACACUUCUACUCAAUUAUGCUGUUCUUUCAAUCGAAUCAAAGGAUGAACAAAGUCAGGCACAGAUACUUUCUGCUGCCCUUGAAAUCGCUGAAGACGACACCCAAGUUGCUGAUUCGAAAUACCGGGCCCUUGUUGCAAUCGGCUCUCUCAUGUUGAAUGGCCUUGUGAAGUCCAUUGCUCUUGAUCUUGAUGUUAAGAGUGUUGCGAACACCGCAAGAGCUUCAAAGGACUCGAAGAUCGCUGAAGUUGGAGCCGACAUCGAGCUUCUGACAAGAUGAUAAGAUGGCCGAAGACUCGCAGACGGUUGGUAGUACGUCCCCCCUUGCUGGAGGCGACAUUGUUCAUGAUACUGCUCAUCAGUCACCAUGGAGCCGUCACUCGUGCAGGGAGGCAGUUUAGUGUUUAGCCCGUGCACCUGGUGGCGCCGGUCGUGGGGUAGGGUCAGGUUUGCAACUCGGUUGCUCGUUGCGCCUUCUUGUAACAAACAGCUUGUGUUUUUGAGCUUGAAUCACCCGGCCUGAGCAAAAGGUUUGUUUUUAAGCCGAUGUUUUUACGUGGGUUUAUGAUUAGAUAGCUGCACCUAUACACUUUUAUCCAGAAACGGCAAUCCCAAUUCAAUUCUUUCACAAACCUGGUUUAAACUUU